Messenger RNA from Gasterosteus aculeatus aculeatus (three-spined stickleback), 2514 nucleotides. Its product is annotated as actin-binding protein WASF3. Gene Ontology annotation, cellular component: cytoskeleton; SCAR complex. NCBI's taxonomy places the organism in Eukaryota, Metazoa, Chordata, Actinopteri, Perciformes, Gasterosteidae. Gene Ontology annotation, biological process: actin cytoskeleton organization; positive regulation of Arp2/3 complex-mediated actin nucleation. The record is from RefSeq and is a predicted model, not a curated record. Gene Ontology annotation, molecular function: protein kinase A regulatory subunit binding; Arp2/3 complex binding; actin binding.
CGGCUCAACUCGGACGGAACUGCACGGGACCGACCGUUACCGCUCCAUCGCGGCGUGCUGACGUGGGAAACAAACGCACGUCCAGGGCUCCAGACCAGCUCGCCCACCUCUAUGCAGGUGCUGUGGACGAGAUGUGAGAGGAGGUCAUGCCUUUGCUCAAGAGAAACAUUCAGCCUCGGCACCUGUGCCAAGGUGCGGUGCCUGAUGGGAUCGGCAGCGAGCUGGAAUGUGUCACCAACAACACGCUGUCCGCUAUCAUUCGCCAGCUCAGUAGUCUGAGCAACCAUGCAGAAAAUGUUUUCGGGGAGCUUUUUAACGAGGCCAACACCUUUUACGUGCGCGCCAACUCGCUGCAGGACCGCAUAGACCGCUUGGCCGUCAAGGUCACCCAGCUUGACUCCAGCGUGGAGGAGGUGUCUCUGCAGGAGAUCAACCUGAGGAAGGCCUUCCGGAGCUCGCCCGUCCAGGACCAGCAGGUUUUGUCCAAAGGCAGCACUCCGAGCUCGGUGGCUCAGAUGCACGACAGCAGCGACCGGCCUCCUCCACUCGGCGACCUCACCGCCUUCAGGGAGGAUUCCACCGACGCCAUGAAGUUCUACUCAGACCCGUCGUACUUUUUCGACCUGUGGAAGGAGAAGAUGCUUCAGGACACGGAGGACAAGAGGAGAGAAAGGAGGAGGCAAAGGGAACAAAAGAGAUGCGUGGAAAGCAGCACCCUUCAGCGCGAAGUCAAGAAGGUGAGAAAGGCCCGAAACCGCAGGCAGGAGUGGAACAUGAUGGCGCUCGACAAAGAGCUUCGUCCGGACCGCCGCCAUCCGCAGAGUCUUCGCGGAGGAGCAUCAUCUGAGGGCUCGCUCUCACCGGACGGCAGGCCUGACCUCCUGGGAUACCCCGUCCCCCCAGUGCCCGCCCAGGCUGCUCGUAAUCACGCCAAGUCCUGCGGUUACGCACAUCCCUCCCCACCGGUGGAGCACGAAUACCAAAGCAUCGAUCUCGACUAUAGGAGAGUGACCUGUGCCACAGCAGCAGAGCCCCCGCCUGCAGGCCGAGCGAGCGCUCCAACGCGCCCACCUGCGGAUUACCACUCUCCCCCGUCUUCCGCCCCGGGCCCACCCAUCCCCUCAGCGCAGACGGCCUUUGGUUUCCCACCGGGGGCGGCAUCCCAUAACGGAGUCCUGCACGUAGGCCCGGGCUGCCCGCUCCCACCUGUGCCUCCUCCCGGGUCGCACAUGUUCCCUCCACCUCCGCCCCUCCCUCCCCCCGCCGCGUCCUCACACCCUGCAGGACACGGCGGAGGCCGAACAGGCGAGGCUAAAGCCGCGCGGGACGGGAGGAGCGACCUGCUGUACGCCAUCCGCAUGGGCAUCCAGCUGAAGAAGGUGCAGGAGCAGCAGGAGCAGCAGAACAAGCCGGUGGGGAACGACGUGGCCACCAUCCUGUCCCGGCGCAUCGCGGUGGAGUUCACCGACUCCGAUGAGGACUCCGAGCUGGAGGAGAACGAGUGGUCGGACUGAUGGCCACUAAAACUCUUCAGCGGGAUCUCCAGUGCACACAAGAGAAAAACUGUAAAUCCCUCUGGUGGGCUCCACCUAGUGGAAUCCACAUAGCAAGUGUGUCACAUCUUAUGUUUUUCUCAUUUGGCCAAUCUGAACUGUGCAUUCUAGUAAAAAGUCGUCGCCUAGUAAACUGACACCUUGAACACUCCGUACACAGUGAUGAAAUAUGCAGUAGACCCCAAACCAGUUCUAGGCCUUUUUCACUUAAAAAUUCUGACGUUACAGUAGGCGAAGCCAACGUAUAAAUAAUAAAAUGAUUGGCUGAAAUUCCAUUACGGUGCUUCGGUUUCAAGAUCCUGCCAUUGGCUCUUUGUCACACUGUCACACUUUCCUGAACAGAAACACAGCCAUCAAUGAAUUUAUAAGUAGCACCUGUACUUUUUCUACUUUGACAAUUCAAAAUGUCUAUUAUGGAAAAUACCUACUAUGAAGUAUAUGAAGUACAACUUUCAUGGUCUUUAGUAUGUAGUUUCAUCACUUUAUGAAACCACACAUCUGUGAUCAUAUUUAGGACCAAAUGUUCCCUUCCCUAAACUAAGUGAAUGUUUGACAGGUAAUUCCACACAACGAUUUUUAAUUGCUACCUCAAUCUGUGACCAUUCCACUACCCACUUUAUGUGUAGUAGGGUCUCAUGACCGGUCUGAAUAGUUUUGUUCUGCCAUUAAAUCAUUAUUUAUUGUGAUGUUUCUUUGGAUAUGUUAACAUAUCAUUAAAAAGCUUAACUAUUAGCCAGAAAAUCAUGUUGCGAUUAUCUCUUCAUUUACCAUUUUCUUCUUCUCCCUCAUCUUCCUCUAAUUUAACUUAAACUGUCGUUCCAGGCACAAUGAUUCUGUAGGGGCUGUAUUUACAGUUUAACCUGGAUAGUAUACGGAAUCAUAGUGUUUGAAUUAUUAUGCGGGAGCUUUGGUAUUUUUGUAAUAUGAGUAUGUGUCUAAAAUAAAGUUGAAUUGAGAUGAA